AUGCACUCUCUUCGUGCUUCGACCAUGCGCAGCCAGCCGGGCAGGUACCCUGCAUCAGUGAUAGAUGAAGUGCAAGAGUCGACGGACAGGCGGCUGGUCCACCCAACGUCCGUAUUUGCACCAAACAAUCACCAGCACAGGAAACACCAAGAGCCUUUGCCUCCUAGCCGUCAACCUCCUGCGUCUGAACCAUCCAAGACUGCAACGACGCUGGCGUCUGCUCCAUCCACAUCCUCUCAACAGGCACAAGUCGGCUUUGAGCACCUUUUGCAUUCAUUCUUCACAACCACCACUGCCACCACUGCCACCACUACCACCAACAACGCCCUCCCGCCCGAACGUACACCGCGUGCCGCCCUGGUCCAGCUGCAAAAAACAGCCGGCCGCAUUCUCGAGUUGGAAAAGACACACGCCCACCAAGCGUCUCAAGCCCAAUCGGAUCCGUCAAAGCCCGUGGAGGCCGUUCUUCCGACCGGACAGGACAUUGCAGAGUUUCUGACACACUUUCUCGAAGCCAGCAACUCGAUCCUCCAAAGCAGCUACACCAACUGGCGUAAAUGCGGACGAAAGACCGAGGACACUGGCAGGGCCAAAGAGGACGAGAGUGACAAGGAGACCAAGAAGAGAAAGCGCGAGGACGACGCGGGUGAGGUGCCCUCCACGAACGCAAAGAGGCCAAAAGCCCACGCAGAGACGCAAGUCGACAGCAAAACGAACGAGACCAAACCCCAGCACGGCAAGUCCACGCCCGACGUGAUUGUCAUUGUCGACUCAGACAGCUCCGACGACGAAACAGCCAUCGCCACACGUCCAGAGACAGAGACCGGUUCCGUCCAGCAAGAGCCACAGCCCCAGCCCGCGAUGCCUUCCAGACGUCCCGUGGCCUUUCCCCCGCCGCCGCCACGGAAUCCGCGCUGGGACCACCUGCCCGACGCCAUGAAGCUGAUUCUGGUCAAGGAGAUGACGUCCUGGUACCGCUACCGCGACGCCGUGCUGCUGCUGCGUCUCACCGUGGUCCAAGAGCAAGCCUUCCGCGCACUAUAUGGCGGCGAGCUCAAGAAACAGCAGCAGUUUGACCGGGCCGUCCGCGCGCGGCUCGACGUCCGCGACCGCGAACUCUUUGACAACCGGCCGUACACGUCGUGGGACCAGCCGACACCGUCGCACGCGCGCAGCCUGGCGGAGGAGGCUGUGGGCGCCGGGGUGGUAGCCGGGGUGGACGCGAGCCUGCCCCGUCUCGAGCUGCUGACCGACUACAUUACCGUCCAAAACAUCAAAAUGGGCGAGGCGUACCUGGUGGCGGCGGGGUUCGACCGCGACUGGGUCGACCUGGGCCACUGGACGGGCCACACCGGCACGGCACGCUUUGAGAUUGAGAUGAAGGGUGUCGACGACGGCGACGACGGCGGCGACACCAAGGGCCAUCACCAGCGGUCGUGCGGCGCCGGCAGCCAGGGCACGAGCCGUCUGCAGCGACAGGCACCCGAGUGGCCCGGGCGGACGCGCAGGGCCGAGGUGCAGCAGGCGCGAGCUCGAGCGCAGGCCCACGCCGGGGCGCAAACACAGGCCAACACACUGGCACAGGCCAGCGUACCCUUGUCCUCUCGGCCAUCGACGUACCGUCGACGCAACCGAGCCGGCGCCAACUGCGGCGGCAGCACAAGCACAAGCACGACGCGUGGCGCGCCCAUCGAAGAGCCCGUCGAGCCGAGCGAACGGCCGACACAGAAACGAGGCCGCGGACGGCCAAGAGUGCGCAACAGCGUCGGUCGUCCAGCACGUAAGCAGGCCAAGGCAGACAACGGAACUGCCGCAGAAGACGGCGUCACGGAAGACAGAAACGUCGCGGCCGGCAUGGAAGGUCACCAAACAGCGGCUUUCGUGCCGUUGGAAACGCUACAGGGGGCAAGCACGGAGACGAGUGUGACUGGUUGCCACAACGGCGAAGAAGAUGGGGUGCAUGUGAUGGAAUAG
This is a messenger RNA of Sporothrix brasiliensis 5110, 1974 nucleotides long. RefSeq lists its product as uncharacterized. The transcript has a single exon. Bases 1 to 1974 code for a protein of 657 amino acids. The record is from RefSeq and is a predicted model, not a curated record. NCBI's taxonomy places the organism in Eukaryota, Fungi, Ascomycota, Sordariomycetes, Ophiostomatales, Ophiostomataceae.